AUGUUCAUUGGAGUCAUCGGAACGCGUUACUCGGGAAAGACGACAAUCUGUGAAUAUCUCAAGACAAGAGGCUUUACUGUUCUCCUCUUGCGCGACGCCACACACGACGAAGACACAAGUACAGCAGCUUCGUCCAAUGACAGUCGCGAAGAACUGUCCCAUGCCGAAGGAACGUCAACAGAUCAACUCUAUGAAGAUUCGCGUCAGAUAGCCGGGACAUCGUCUAGCGUACCAAAGGCAGACCACUAUUUGUCGCGUGAAUUGCCCAACGAGAGUCAUACAUCUUCAUCGCACCUGGAACCUGAGUCCAACGAGUGGGGAAGUAGAACACCGGAAUCCCAUGUCAAUCGGGACGUGCUCAAAGAAGAUCUCAUAUCGGCAUUCCGAAGAAAUGACGGGAAAAUGUCCAUCGCGACGUCGUUGCGCUUCCAUUCCCCGACUGAGAUGCUCGACUAUACUACACGACAUUGGCGACAGGACUUUGUGACGGAGGACCUCUCGACGAGAGAGUUGUUAGAGCCAUUCCUCAAGCGACCAUUCUUUCUCCUCGUUGACGUUGACGCGCCGUUGAUGGUGCGGCUGGAGCGCGCGCGGGAUGUAUCACUAAAGCAGUUUGUCGAAGAGCAUGAUGUCCUCAUGUAUGGCACCGGGCCAGUUUCACCGCCGAAUUCGCACCAUCUGCUGCGGCAAUUGACAAACGUGACUGUGGUCAAUUCUUACCAGUCUAUAGAGCGACUAUGGGAGUACCUGGACCAGGUGGAUCUGACGAAUCCAGACCGUCUUCGGCCACAGUGGGAUUCCUACUUUAUGGGGAGUUGCUUCCUCGAUCUUGUGAUAUUCAGCUAA
Molecule: messenger RNA, 846 nt
Organism: Serendipita indica DSM 11827
Lineage: Eukaryota; Fungi; Basidiomycota; Agaricomycetes; Sebacinales; Serendipitaceae
Source: the annotation of a GenBank genome assembly